AUGAUGGCUCAGAAAACUGUACUCAUCACAGGUUGCUCCUCAGGAAUCGGACUCGCCUUGGCUGUAAAAAUGGCCAGAGAUGAACAGAAAAGAUUUAAAGUGUAUGCUACCAUGAGGAAUCUGACCAGGAAGGACAAACUUGCAGAAGCUGCAGGCAGAACCUUGGGUAAAACCCUAGAAAUUAAACAACUGGAUGUCUGCAGUGAAGAGUCUAUUAAAACUUGUGUCAGUAGCAUCCCUGACAGAAGGAUUGAUAUCCUAGUUAGCAAUGCUGGAAUGGGGCUCAUUGGACCUAUUGAAUGCCAGACCAUAGAUGAGAUGAGAACUGUGAUGGAUACAAACUUCUUUGGAUUGGUUCGACUCUUGAAGGAGAUUUUACCUGAUAUGAAGAAGAGAAAGAGUGGACAUAUAGUUAUAAUAAGUAGUGUCAUGGGAAUACAAGGUAUUUUGUUCAAUGAUGUUUAUGCUGCAUCUAAAUUUGCUGUGGAAGGAUUCUGUGAAAGUUUAGCCAUACAAGCACUCAAGUUUAAACUUCAGCUAAGUCUGAUUGAGCCAGGCCCAGUCAUCACAGAAUUUGAAAAAAAGGUGUUUGAAGAUGGAAUGAAAAUGGAUCUUUCGGCUGCUGAUGAAGAAACUGCUGACAUGUUCACUAAUAUUUACCUUAAAAAUUACAAACAGAUUUUCCAAAUCCUGGGACAGAGUGCAGAGGACAUAGCAGAGCAUACAGUAAAGAUAAUUCUUGCAGAAAAUCCACCUUUUCGCCAUCAGACCAACACCCUGUACACACCAAUGACAACCUUAAAAUAUGCAGAUCCUAAUGGAGAUUUACCUAUUGAUACCUUCUACAAAAUGGUUUUUCAGCAUAAUAAAAUCUUCAGUGCAAGUCUUAACUUCAUCAAACUGCUAAGGUGGAGAAGCAGAAAAAGCUUUGAUUUGGGAAACCCUUCACAAUGAAUAUAUGUAUGCUACUGUGUGCAUUUGGAUCACUAGUUCUAGUCACUGCUGAUAUACUGUUUUGAAAAAUAGCUUUGCAAUAUAAUUUAUUACAAAAAGACAUUCAAAAUGUUUGGUUAAUGAGCUUAACUGAGGUGUUAAUGUUGAUUAACUUUUAUUUUGAACUUCAAGUUUCCAAUGCUUUGAAAGUAAAAUGUUUGACCCACAUCAGUUAUUCUCAGUAAUCUUGACCGUAUAUUCUACUUCCAGAGAUGUUCCUGGUAGAAAUUUAUGACCACUAUUUUUCUGAACAUCAACAAAUCAAUUAUCAAACAGCGACCUUCAGGAUUUAUUAGAAUUAAAAGGAAAAGAUACUCAGGGCUGGUCUACGCUGGAGGGUGGGGGAAUUGAUCUAAGAUACGCAGGUCCAAGUAUCUUAGUUCGACUUACCUGGCCGUCCUCAUGAUGGCAAGUCGACUGCCA
This is a messenger RNA of Chelonoidis abingdonii (Abingdon island giant tortoise), 1416 nucleotides long. The record is from RefSeq and is a predicted model, not a curated record. Lineage: Eukaryota; Metazoa; Chordata; Testudines; Testudinidae.